AUGGCUCUGGCUGAGCAGGCACUUACCGUAAUAUCGGAGCUACCGUUCGUGUCAGCGAUUGUGGGUGGUCUUUUUCCUGGUCGUGCGAUCGUUGUGAGUGGUAUGGUGUUACAGUCUUUCGCUAGUGAUACAAAAAGGUUUGUCGAUUCUCGUCGUCCUACUUCGUUACCUCGUCUUUAUACAUCUUUUCAUUUCAAAAGUCAGCAGUCCAUCGGAGUAUUGAAUUAUUUUUCUGAGCCGUUCAGGUUUCAUAUCGACUUAUGUUGCGGCCUCUUGAUUCAGGGUGAUCAUAUGGAUAAUAAAGCACUUCACUUCAACCCACGAUUUGACUCCGGUGGUGGUUGGUAA
Messenger RNA from Strongylus vulgaris, 348 nucleotides. NCBI's taxonomy places the organism in Eukaryota, Metazoa, Nematoda, Chromadorea, Rhabditida, Strongylidae. The record is from the annotation of a GenBank genome assembly.